AUGGACAAGCUGUCCUCCGGCCGCACCUGGAUCGGCGUCGUCGUUGCCGUGGCCGGAAACGUCACCAUCAGCGUAGCCCUCAACUGCCAGAAGCUUGCCCAUACCCGGUUACAACAAGCGCAGCAUGGCCAACAAUUGCACACAGACAACGAUGGGGCUGCACCGCUCGAUCAAAUUGGCGAUACCACUUCGGAGGCAGACGAGCAGACACAUGGACCUCAACAACCAGCUUCGACGAGCCGCGAAUUGUCCGAAAGCAGCACGACCACCAAGCAAAAUGGACACGAUGCAGACGCAGACAACAAGUCGCAAAAGGCGAAUGGCAACGGCGGAAUGGACACCGAGUUUCUGCACAGCAAGUUGUGGUGGCUCGGCCUGGCGCUCAUGACCAUCGGUGAAGGCGGCAACUUUAUCUCAUACGGCUUUGCGCCCGCUUCGCUCGUCGCUCCCCUAGGAGCCGUUGCAUUACUCUCCAACGUCAUCAUCUCACCUAUACUGCUGGGCGAACGCUUCCGCAUCUCCGACAUCGGCGGAAUUCUGCUUGCCAUCAUCGGCGCCGUCACUGUCGUAUUCAGUUCCAAGCAGAACGAUGCCCGCCUCGGCCCGGCCCAGCUGCUCCAGGCCAUCAAGCGCCUCGAGUUUGUCAUCUACACAGCUAUCUCUGUGUCAGCGGGUGCAGUACUGGCCUUCCUCAGCUCGACCUCGUGGGGAGACAGGUGGGUAUUGGUCGACGUCGGCACAUGUGCUAUCUUUGGCGGAUUCACUGUCUUGUCGACCAAGGGCAUUUCGUCGCUCAUUUCCGGUGGGCAGCCGAUCGAGGCGCUCAAAUUCCCAAUCACGUAUGUGCUCGUUGUCGUGUUGGCGGUGACGGCGGUGGUACAAAUCACGUACCUGAACAGGGCGUUGCAGAGGUAUGAUAGCAGGGAGGUGAUUCCGACGCAGUUCGUGUUUUUCACCAUUUCCGCCAUUGUAGGGUCGGCGAUUCUGUACCGGGACUUUGAGAAUAUGGAUGCGCAUCGGCUGAUCAACUUCCUGUUUGGAUGCUUGACCACGUUUGCGGGGGUGUUUGUGCUCACUUGGCGCAAUGGAAGCAGCGACUCGCACGAUCAGGAGCAAGGAGAGCUGCACGAAGAGUCGGGGGAGGAGUCGCUGCUGGCAGAAGACAUGCACGCGGAUUAUGCGGGGACGAACGAACAAGAGCCGCUACUUUCACACUCAUGGCACGCAGAACUACGAGGUCGCGAUCCGCCUACCACCACCAAACUUGCACGGCAACGCAUCGGCUUCCUCGAACCUGCCUUUGAAGAAACCCGGCCUGGUCCGAGCAACGCCCUGCGCGUCCCCAGAGCGCCCAAGUCCAGCCCCUCGCGACGUCCGCGCUCGCGCACCAACUCUCCGCACACCACUGCCGCGCGUCUCUCCGGCUCGUGGGACCGGUCUUCGCACUUCUCGCGUUCCGCAACCCAGGCGUCGAGCGGCACGGGCUUGCUCUCGUCCUCGGCGGCGCGCACACCCAAGUUGAGCCUCAUCGGCAUGGAUCGGCCGACGGGAUUGAGCUCGGGCCAUUAUCUGCUGUUAGCCACGCCGCCGCCGGUGGUCACCUUGAAUCCGGUUGCACCGGCGGGGAGGAGAGGUGCAGGGUCGCAGUAUGGGGCUGUGGGCAAAGGGGGUGCGAUUUUACCGUUUCCUGUUACCACGCCCGGUGGUGGCGCAAGUGCAGGUGCUGCAUGUGGUCAGCCGACGUCUGCACCAGAAUCAACCGCACCAGCACCGGCGUCGGCGCCUACAGCAGCAGAGACUAUCGCUACCACGGUGGUAGAGACAUCGGCACCGUCCCAAGGUGCGGAGCGCGAGUUGACGGACAGACUGACGGAUCAGGUUGCUUCCCCCGGCUCACGAUCGGAUACUUAG
Messenger RNA from Sporisorium graminicola, 1911 nucleotides. RefSeq lists its product as uncharacterized. Gene Ontology annotation, molecular function: magnesium ion transmembrane transporter activity. Bases 1 to 1911 code for a protein of 636 amino acids. Gene Ontology annotation, biological process: magnesium ion transport. The transcript has a single exon. Lineage: Eukaryota; Fungi; Basidiomycota; Ustilaginomycetes; Ustilaginales; Ustilaginaceae. The record is from RefSeq and is a predicted model, not a curated record. Gene Ontology annotation, cellular component: membrane.